AUGAUGUCGUCAUCUCUAUCAGACACAGAAGAUCAAGUGUCUUCAGCCAAAGCCUGUUUCCAUUAUAUUCCUUCCAAAACUGACACUGAACAAUUAGCUCAUCAUUCGUAUCCUGAAUCGAGUUUUUAUGUUAUUAAAAAUGCACAACAGUCGUCGCCUUUUCAUUCAUCAACAACAACUUCUAUAUCAAGGACAGGAAAUGCACGGACACUAUUUACUGUUAUUCCUUCAGUGCCUCAAGGGCCAACAACGAAAAAUAAUGCAUCUCAACAACGCUUGUUGAUCAAAGGUGGUCGAGUUGUUAAUGAUGACGCGAGUACACUCGCGGAUGUUUACAUCGAAGACGGCAUAAUCAAACAACUUGGUCUAAAUCUUGUUGUUCCGAAUGGAACUAAGACCAUCGAUGCAACAGGCAAAUUGGUCAUGCCAGGUGGCAUCGACACGCACACGCAUUUCGAAUUACCUUUCAUGGGGACAAGAUCAGUAGAUGAUUUUCUUACUGGCACUCAAGCCGCAGUCGCUGGAGGAACAACAACCAUUCUUGAUUUCGUUAUACCAUCAAAAGAGCAAUCACUUCUCGAAGCAUAUGUUCAAUGGCGUGAACGUGCUGAUGCUAAAGUUUGUUGUGACUAUGGUUUACAUGCUGCGAUUACAACAUGGAACGAACAAGUUGCUAAAGAUAUGGAAGUACUUACCAAGGAAAAAGGCAUUAACUCAUUCAAGGUCUUCAUGGCUUACAAAGGUGUCUUCAUGCUACAAGAUGACGAGAUCUUCCAAGUAUUUGCCAAAUGUCGUGAACUCGGUGGUAUUGCUAUGGUCCAUGCAGAGAAUGGAUCAGUGAUUACAGAAUUAGAAAAAGAAAUGGCUCAAUUAGGUAUAACAGGACCCGAGGGCCAUCUUCUCAGUCGCCCUGAACAGCUUGAAGCUGAAGCAACAAACCGUGCUAUAACUAUUGCUGAACAAACUCGUUGUCCACUCUAUGUUGUUCAUGUUAUGAGUAAAACAGCAGCUGAUAAAGUCACGGCCGCUCGUUUGAAAGGCCAAGUCGUUUUCGGCGAACCUAUUGCCGCUAGUUUAGGAACAGAUGGUUCACAAUAUUUUAAUCGAUGCUGGCGUCACGCUGCUGCUCAUGUUAUGUCGCCACCUUUACGUGACGAUGCAGCAACUGGUCCGUAUCUUAUGGAUCUUCUAGCAAAUGGUUCACUCUCAGCAACUGGCACUGAUCAUUGUACGUUCAAUGCUAAUCAAAAAGCUCUUGGCAAAGAUGAUUUCCGCAAAAUUCCUAAUGGUGUCAAUGGUGUUGAAGAUCGUUUAGCAGUUAUUUGGACGAAAGGCGUGGAAACGGGUAAACUUGAUGCCAAUCAAUUUGUUGCUGUGACAAGUGCUAAUGCUGCUCGCAUAUUCAACAUUUACCCACGAAAAGGUCGUAUUGCCGUGGGAUCCGAUGGUGAUUGCAUUAUCUGGGAUCGUGAAGCAAAGAAGACAAUUUCAGCAUCGACUCAUCAUCAAGCUUGCGAUUUUAAUAUUUUCGAAGGGAUGGAAUGUCGCGGUCUGCCCGUCGUAACUGUCGUUGCGGGAAAAGUUGUUUAUGAGAAUGGCCAAUUAAAUACAGUGCAAGGUUCAGGCAAGUAUCUUGAAACGACAUGUUUCGCAGAGUAUGUCUACCAAAAACUCUAUAAACGUGAAGAACUCCGUGAUCAGCAUUACAAAGAACGAAAGAUCGAACGUGAACCUUAUACAGGUGAAGUGGUUGAUAUCACCAAACCUUUUGUAGCAAAUAAUCAAAAAGAUCAGCCAACACAAAGUAGUGGUGAGCCUAAUGCUGCUUCCGCUGGAUUUCAUAACAGACCAGCAACGCGCUCUGGUGGUCGAAAUCUACUAGAUUCGAGUUUUACUCUAUCGGGUGAUCAAUGGGACGAUCGUAAUCAACGCAAAUCAACUCGUGUUCAACAACCACCUGGUGGCCAAUCGAAAGGCUUAUGGUAG
Molecule: messenger RNA, 1986 nt
Organism: Adineta ricciae
Lineage: Eukaryota; Metazoa; Rotifera; Eurotatoria; Adinetida; Adinetidae
Source: the annotation of a GenBank genome assembly